AUGAGCGUAAUCACGGCGUUUAAGUCUGCAUGGGCUGGUCUAUUAGCCGGUUGCUUGCACACGCUCACGGGGCCAGACCACUUAGCGGCACUCACGCCACUGACAGUGGGACCGAGCAGAGCGCAAAACGCGUUGAUGGGCGCGCUUUGGGGGCUCGGGCAUAACACGGGUCAAAUUUUAUUUGGAUGUAUUUUCAUCGCUUUGAGGGAUAAAUUACCGCUCAACUUGGAAGUUAUCGGUCAGUUUGGACAAGGAAUCGUCGGUUUGACGCUCAUUAUUAUUGGCGCUAUUGGCUUUUGGGAAAGCAUGGGCGGUCACUCGCACUCACAUUCACACUCACACUCACACUCGCAUUCGCACUCGCAUGGGAGCGAUGUGCCCGCGAAGCGCGAUAGCAGCUUCAUCUCAUGGACGUAUAUUACUGGCACCAUCCAUGGAUUACAACCGGAUUCAUUGUUUCUGCUUUUACCUGCCCUGGCGCUCCCUCGCGUCGAGGCGAUUUCUUUUUUGGCGACGUUCUUCAUCGGAACCAUUAUCGCCAUGGGGACGUACACGUACUGCAUUGGUGCGGGUACGGCAGCGUUGGAGAAGAAUAAUCCCAAGUUUGUGAGCUAUAUCGCUCGUGGAUCGAGCGCCGUCGCGCUCGCCUUCGGUGUAUUAUUUGUCAUCAGCGCCGUAUUUGGUCUUGAUUUGAUUUUUUAG
This is a messenger RNA of Ostreococcus lucimarinus CCE9901, 702 nucleotides long. RefSeq names its product NiCoT family transporter: nickel ion; high affinity nickel transporter-like protein (gene NIK1). The transcript has a single exon. Bases 1 to 702 code for a protein of 233 amino acids. NCBI's taxonomy places the organism in Eukaryota, Viridiplantae, Chlorophyta, Mamiellophyceae, Mamiellales, Bathycoccaceae. The record is from RefSeq and is a predicted model, not a curated record.